AUGCAACUUCCGCCAGGUUCUUCUCAAGGUUGUCGAUUGCACAAAGUAAUCUAUGGUUUGAAACAAUCUCCACGUGCAUCGUAUGCCAAGUUAAGUUUAGUGUUGAAAGCUGCUAGUUUUUUUCAAAGUAAUGCGGACUCAUCCUUGUUCACCCGUAAAGGAUUAGCUGGUCUAUUGGUGGUCCUCAUUUAUAUGGACGAUCUCAUCAUCACAAGUGAAAAUGAAGUUGAAUUUGAAGCUCUCAAGAAAUCUCUCAAUCACACAUUUGCCAUAAAGGACCUGGGGAGACUAAAAUACUUCAUUGGCAUUGAAAUGGCAACAUCUCAAAAGGGUUUGUUCUUAAAUCAGCACAAGUAUGUUAUGGAUCCUCUCAUUGGGGAUGAAUUACUCCUCGAUUGCAAGCUUGCUAUCACUCCCUUUGAUAGUAAGCUAAAGCUUGAUAUGGAUGGAGAACCUCCCACCGAUGUGAGUCACUACCAAAGGUUAGUUGGAAAGCUUAUAUACCUUCCCAUAACCAGACCUGAUAUCACCUAUACUGUGAGCCAGUUUAGCCAAUUCAUGCAUGAACCAUCUGUGAAACAUCUUUUCAUUGUCAAAAGAAUUCUACACUACCUUAAAGGCUUUAUUGGUAGAGGUAUUCUUAUGAAGAACAACCAAUCCACUCCAAUCAGUGGUUACACUGAUGCAUAUUGGGCCGGAAGUGAAAUUAAUAGGAAGUCUACCAUUGGCUAUUGUACGUUUGUUGGAGGAAACAUCAUCACAUGGAAAAGCAAAAAAUAG
Molecule: messenger RNA, 780 nt
Organism: Malus domestica (apple)
Lineage: Eukaryota; Viridiplantae; Streptophyta; Magnoliopsida; Rosales; Rosaceae
Source: RefSeq, a predicted model, not a curated record